Messenger RNA from Diprion similis, 1029 nucleotides. RefSeq lists its product as uncharacterized. The coding region runs from base 85 to 807 and encodes 240 amino acids. NCBI's taxonomy places the organism in Eukaryota, Metazoa, Arthropoda, Insecta, Hymenoptera, Diprionidae. The transcript is spliced from 4 exons. The record is from RefSeq and is a predicted model, not a curated record.
AUGAUUUGCUCAAUUAAUUUAUUAUCACCGAAAAUAGGUACGUUUACGGAGUCGAACAAUUUUCGGAUGAUAUAAACUUUUUGAAUGGAAGUCAACCGAAUACCUACUGGAAGAUAUGCUGGAAGAGUUUGCCGUUCGGAAUAUUGCGAAGUAAUCGACAUUAGCUUCCCGUCUAACAAUGUGUCCGAAAUGGCAUCGAAUAUACUCUACGUAAUCCUGUUGAUCGUGGCAUUACUCUUUAUGCUCCGUCAAGUUGUCAUGUCCAUUAAGGCUAGAAAUGUUACGGGCUUGUUAUUUCAAGCUACGAUGCUUUGGGGACCACCGUCGGACGAAGAUCGCCGGAUGCGCAGGAUGUACAAUCCACGCGAAGAGACCAACUACUGGAAGAAGAACAGCCAGUGCACUCACCACUGUCUCAUUGGAAAAGACAUUCUGCUCUCUGUUAUUCACAGCGAGAUUAAUUCAAGGAGUAACAGGGCCAGACGCAAUGACACGAUGCAACAGGAUAUGACUGCGGUAACAAAAUCGACGAAACAGAAUCAGGAAGUUUUUUCCAUCAACAAGGUAUCCAGUGCAGAGUUAGAAAAUUUCGAGGAGCAGGUGAAUGAGAAAUUGAAGUUUCUCCAAAAAAUCGAGGAGAUGGAGGCUGAACUAAAGCACGAGCGAGUUGAAGCUCUAAGAAAUAAUGUUGAAGCUGCAAAAUCUAUUGACGAAAUGGACGGCCGAGUGAGUGGGCGAUGCAACAGGUUUUUGUGCCACAGCGACAAGUUCUUGCUGAUUUCUUUGUUGUACAGAUUGAACAAAUGAUUGACCAAGCAAAGUACAGAGGUUUGCUGAAGACGGAGAAUAGCACAACCAGGGUGGUGAAUGCACCUUCCAAACUGAAACAGCACAGGAUGCCCCUGUUUGUACCAAAAGAGACACCACGCUCCAAAAACGUCUCAAAGACCCUGGCCAAGGCUGAUUCCAAAAAGCGAAACAAGGAAUUUGCCACAUUUCAGACACAUGUGGUCCACGUGCCGAACUUCA